UAAAAUUAAAAAGAAAUGGACACGUUUGCACUAAAAAGACACGAAGGGGAGAGAGCUGCCGAGAAAGAAGAGAAGCCAAGGAGCGCAGAGCAGUGAUCGAGCUACACAAUCAGAACCGUCCUAACUUCAAUCACAAAUUGAAUUCAAAACGCAAUACCCAAUAGAAAAUGCAGUCCAAAUUUUCAAAAAUUUGAAAAAAAAAUAAAUUUGAUGAGCAGAGAGCCAAAAUUUUCAAGCCGCGAAGGACCAUAACCCAACUUAUUGAGCGUCAAGUUCAUUAAGUGCUUAUACUUUUACGGUUCGUGAAGUUCGUGGGAGGUCGUGGUUGUUUUUGGUGAUUUGAACUUAGGGUUUUGAUUCAUUCUGUAUUUGGAUGAAUUGGGUUUGUUUUCGUGCGUUUGGAAUGACUCGUGCUGUGAGAUUGAUCUUUUAGGGUUUUGGUUUCUUGCGAAGAUGAGAUUUGGGUUUGCAUUGUAUUGUGGCUGGGUGGGUGAAUUUGGGUUGUCUGGAAACGGAAAUAACUGAAAUUUGCUCUGGAAGUGAGAUUUCUGGGAUUUUAAAAUUAUUUUGGUGGAUCUCUUUUUUUUUUUUUUUUUUUUUUUUUUUUUGAGUCUAUCUCUUAAGAUAUGCAGAGUUUUAGAUUUUGAUUUCCAUGUGAGCCUAUGGGGGUGGAGGAAUUUGUGGUUCUUCUGAUGCAGGAAUAACAAGAAUUCUGUGGGGUUUAUUUUUGGGAUUUUUAGUUUUGUGAAGGUGUAUGAAUCUGUUCGUUGAGAAAUGCAACCUCAACAAAGUUCUAGAAUUGAUUUGGUUGAAUUGAAAACUCAGAUAGUGAAAAAGAUUGGGGUUGAUAGGUCAAAGAAGUAUUUUUAUACUUUGAAUAGGUUUUUGAAUCAGAAAAUAAAUAAGAUUCAGUUUGAUCAGAUUUGCUUUCGCCUACUUGGAAGGGAGAAUCUUCCCCUGCAUAAUCAAUUGCUUUUUGCAAUCUUGAAAAAUGCAUGUCAAGCUAAGUCCCCGCCACCAUUUAAUGAGACAAAGCUUACGAAAUCUGUAACUCAAGGAAUAAAAGGUUCUCCCAGUAGAGAAGAUGGGCAUGAACCAAGUGGCUCACUUGCUCCAAGUCAGAAUCAAAGUGCUCCUAUACGGUCGAAUGGAGUUUUGCCAGUGUCCCCACGAAAGGUUAGAUCCGAGGGUCGUGAUCGGAAGGUCAGGGAUAGGUCUAGUUUGCUGGGACCAAAUGGAAAGGUUGAAUGUGUUUCUCAGCAGUCAUUAGGUACAGAAGAUAGUGGUGGUAAGCUUCAUCUGGAAAAUGGGGAUUUAACACCUUGUGAUUAUCAGAGACCAGUGCACCAUCUUCAUGCAGUUGCAGAGCAACCUGAUAAUGAAAAGGACAGAUCAGUUCGAGCCACUGAAAGACCAAGGAUACCAAGUAAAGAUCGAGCUGGAGUUGGUUUAUUUGAAGAUGGGGAAGAAGUGGAGCAAGCUAACCAAUUGAUUUUCUCUAGGAGUCCUCUAGUUGCUCCCCUUGGGAUUCCAUUUUGCUCAGCUAGUGUAGGUGGGACCCGUAAAACUAUUCCUGUACAAAGUACUGGUGAGUUUGUCAGCUAUUACGACAGCUGUGGUUUGUGUGAUAGUGAGACACUUAGGAAACGUAUGGAGCAGAUUGCUGCAGCUCAGGGCCUUGGAACUGUUUCACUGGAAUGUGCUAAUACUCUUAAUACCAUGUUAGAUGUGUAUCUGAAGAAGUUGAUCCAGUCAUGUGUGGAGUUGGUUGGAUCAAGGUCUGCACAUGAGCCAAGAAAGCAUAUCAUCAACAAGCAACAGAUUCAGGGCAGAGUUAUAAAUGGGAUUUGGCCUAGUAAUCACUUCCAUGUUCAGAAUAGUAGUCGUCAUCUGGAAAUUAUGCAGAACCAAAGACCACAAUGCUCGAUAUCUUUGCUUGAUUUCAGGGUUGCAAUGGAGCUGAAUCCACAGCAACUUGGAGAAGAUUGGCCAUUGCUGCUGGACAAAAUUUGCAUGGAAUCUUUCGAGGAAUGAAAAUGCAUAGAAAGAGUUUUUUUUGUCCCAUAAUUAUGGUUGGGUCAGUCUGUUCUGGUUCAGAUGGUAACUAUUGGUGAAAAUCUUUGAAGCUCCCAGUUCAUACAUAUUGCAGGCUGAACCAGCUGGCCGUCUUUCAGCUUUAUGCCAUGGCCCCUUGAAAGAUACGAAUUCUUGUGUUCUGCAGAUCCCAGAUGCAUCAGCAUCUCAUUCAACGGCAACCAAGCAAGUCUCAUCCUUGGCUGCCCAUUGUAUGAUUAAAAUUGAUGUCGGCUGUCUCCUGCCAUUGCGACAGAUCUCGACUUUCCCAUGUAUAUUACAGCCAAUGAGGAGGAAAUCUAAGAAAGUUUUGCAGGAAUACUGUUUUGUGGCUUGAUGAAAGGUAUAAUCAAUCACUCGAGUUAGAGCUGCAGUUUGCUCUGUAUGUAAUUUAGGAUCUGAGAAUUGAUUGGAAUUCCAACAUUAAUAACAAAUUGACAUCCAUUUAA
Messenger RNA from Mangifera indica (mango), 2522 nucleotides. RefSeq lists its product as uncharacterized. NCBI's taxonomy places the organism in Eukaryota, Viridiplantae, Streptophyta, Magnoliopsida, Sapindales, Anacardiaceae. Gene Ontology annotation, molecular function: transcription coactivator activity. Gene Ontology annotation, biological process: regulation of transcription by RNA polymerase II. The record is from RefSeq and is a predicted model, not a curated record. The transcript is spliced from 2 exons. Gene Ontology annotation, cellular component: SAGA complex. Bases 775 to 2034 code for a protein of 419 amino acids.